Molecule: messenger RNA, 450 nt
Organism: Polistes dominula (European paper wasp)
Lineage: Eukaryota; Metazoa; Arthropoda; Insecta; Hymenoptera; Vespidae
Biological process (GO): sleep; positive regulation of voltage-gated potassium channel activity; regulation of synaptic transmission, cholinergic
Source: RefSeq, a predicted model, not a curated record
AUGCGCAUGUCGAAUGAUCAAAACUUGGUACACAUUCUCAAGUAUUAUGAUGCCCUGUUUCAUGUUAAUAGUGGAUCAGUAUGCAACAAGUGUUAUCAGUGCAACAGCAAAAAGGACAAAGACUGCACUUCUAAUAAGGUCGAUCCAAAAUAUCUCAAACUGUGUCCAAUGACUCACCCGUAUUGUCGUAAAUAUGUUUACAAAUACUACUUCACGGGUUCUAAAGAAUACUCGACAACUCGCGAAUGUGCAAAAUGGAGAAAUGCCGAAAGGGAAUGUUAUCGAGGACGUUAUCCAGAUGACAGUUAUCAAUUGACUUGCGAAUGCAAGGGUUUUGCUUGUAAUCAUGCAACAACCAGAACUAAUUUCAAACCUUUGUGUUUAUUUUAUAUCCUUUCUCAACUCUUAGUCAUUUUAUUCGUCAAUUACAUUAUACUUGAUGUUCGAUAA